CGAGGGUGUGUGGCUGCUCACUGUACCUGAGCGCGUCCGUCACGUACCACAGGGGCGCAGAGGACCAGAGCUGGACCGAACGUUACUCCUGUGCGUAAUUCUGUGAAAUGCAUCAAACGUCGAGGAGGAUCUCUGCGCGCCUGCUGCUGCUGCUGCGGAUGUUUUGCAUCUGAUGAAGAUUUUUUUUCAUUUUUCCGCUCGUUCUUAUUUUGAUGCGCUCCCGUGGAUGAUGAAUAUGUUUAUUCUGGUGCUCUAGUGUAGUGCGUGAGUGGCCGUCGGCGAGCAGGAGCUGUUGUCGGGGCUCGUUGACAUGUGUUCCCCCUGAGCUCGACGACGCCCCCCCCGGUGGUGUGGUGACAGGAUGCCGGUGCAGGCAGCCCAGUGGACAGAGUUCCUGUCCUGUCCCAUCUGCUACAAUGAGUUCGACAGCAGCGGCCACCAGCCCAUCAGCCUGGGCUGCUCCCACACGGUGUGCAAGACCUGCCUGCACAAACUGCACCGUAAAGCCUGCCCCUUCGACCAGACGCCAAUCAGCACCGACAUCGACCUGCUGCCGGUCAACUGUGCCCUGCUGCAGCUGGUCGGAGCUCAGAUCCCUGAUAUGCAGCCGGUGAGCCUGAGUGGUGCAGCAGAGGUGGAGAACUAUGAGGUCUGCAGGGUGUGUGUAGAAGAGCUGGCUCUCUACCUGAAACCUAUCAGCGGAGCAAAAGGUGUCGCGACCCUGAGUCCGAGUGUGCUCAGUCGGCCCAUGCAGAGGAAGCUGGUGACCCUGGUGAACUGCCAGCUGGUGGAGGAGGAGGGCCGUGUGCGGGCGGUGCGGGCCGGCCGGUCGCUGGGGGAACGAACCGUGACCGAGCUCAUCCUGCAGCACCAGAACCCCCAGCAGCUCUCUGCCAACCUCUGGGCGGCGGUGCGGGCGCGGGGAUGUCAGUUCCUGGGACCUGCUAUGCAAGAAGAUGCACUGAAGCUGGUUUUACUGGCGCUGGAGGACGGCUCAGCUCUGUCCAGGAAGGUGCUGGUUUUGUUUGUAGUCCAGAAGCUCGAGGCUCGGUUCCCCCAGGCCUCCAAAACCAGCAUAGGCCACGUGGUGCAGCUGCUCUACAGGGCCUCCUGCUUCAAGGUGACUAAGCGUGAUGAGGACUCUUCACUAAUGCAGCUGAAGGAAGAGUUUCGCACAUACGAGGCUCUCAGGCGGGAACACGAUGCCCAGAUUGUGCACAUCGCCAUGGAGGCGGGCCUACGGAUCUCACCGGAGCAGUGGUCGUCUCUGCUGUACGGAGACCUGGUCCACAAGUCACACAUGCAGUCCAUCAUUGACAAGCUGCAGUCUCCAGAGUCAUUUGCAAAGAGCGUCCAGGAGCUGACAAUCGUUCUGCAGAGGACAGGAGACCCGGCCAACCUCACGAGCCUCAGACAGCACCUCGAGCUGCUGGCCGACAUAGACCACAAUCCAGACGCCCCAGCACCAUCAUGGGAGGAGCUGGAAAGCGUGAUGUUGGCUGUGAAGUUGGUGGUUCACGGACUGGUGGAAUUCAUACAGAACUUCAGCAAGAAGAGCCACGACACGCCGCAGCCUCAAGCCAACAGCAAGUAUAAGACCAGCAUGUGCCGGGACCUCCGUCAACAGGGCGGCUGUCCCCGAGGAACCAACUGUACAUUCGCGCACACACAGGACGAACUGGAGAAAUUUAGACUGAGGAACAAGAAGAGCAACAGCGUGGGCCGCGCAUUUCCGUUGGCGCCCGGGGUUAUGGGUAAAACCUUCACCAUGGAGGGCAGCCUCCACGAAGACGUGUCGGCGGGAGUGGUAGAGGGGCUCAAAGGCACAGGGGACAAUGCAACUAACCUGACAGACGGUGUUCCUGGCCUGACUCACCCGCAGUUUAUCAACAGAGGGGCUGACAUUAUCGAGGAAAUGAAGAGGGUGGUGCCAAAUGGAACCAGUGGGGCGAACGGGUGCAACGGGCUACCUGGUACCAACAGAACCACGUCGGGUGCAACGGAACAGAAGCCCAUCUCUCCUCCCAGGACUCCAGUCAGCCACUCAGCAUCAUCCCCCUUGACCCCAGUCGCGCGGGGUGACGGUGGCGCUCCGAUACCCAAACACGGUCAGUUCAUGCUGCGUGCGCCACAUCCUUCACAGGCGACAGAGCUGUACUAUCAGGAGCCCCACUCUGCUUAUGACACGCCCCAUUAUCAACAAACCUCAGGUUCUUAUUACCCUUCUACUCUUCAUCAUCCUCACAAACCCUGCAUGGCUCGCUUCCUCAGGUCGUCCAAUGUCCCAGAAUCCCCUCUGCCGCCCUCCAUGGGACCUCCACCAACUUCCUACCACAGUGACCCUCAAUCGCCUCACCCACCCUCCUCUUCUUCCUCGGGGUACCCCCCACACCCACCCAGAGAUCGGAUGGGUCCCGCCUUCCAUCCCCACCCGGGGCAGCCUCAGUAUGGGCCUCUGGCUCCCGCUCAUGGGGUUUAUGCUCCGCUCUAUGACAGCAGACGAGUAUGGAGGCCUCAGCUAUACCACCGAGAGGACGCCAGGAGUAACUCGCUGCCUCCAGAGGUGCUGCAUUCCUCCGUCUACCAGCCUCCACUCAGGGAGAGAUUCAACUCUCUAGACAGCAACUACUGCUCCGGAGCGGACCAUCGCACAGGGCUACACAGGGAUUACAGUCGUGUUCCUCUGGGCUACGAGGAUCUGUUCAGGAGGAAGCAGGAGCAGUGGGCGCAUCAUCACCACCAUCACAACACCAACAGACCCUCCCAGUCCUCCCCCAUCUUCACCAUCGACUUUGGAACUGAGCAUUUGGAGAGCAGCGGAGGCCAGUGCGCCGGGUGCCGGUUCAGAGGGGAGGAAAGCUUAGCCCACUACUCCCCGUGGUCCUGUGGCACCAUCGGCCCCUGCCUCAGUCCCUUUGAGCCUGAGACACUGACGCACAGCUCCGCUCACUCCUGCUCGGAGCACCCGGAGUUGGAGGCUAACGGGGGCAGAGGCGGCGGCGGCGGUGGCGGUGGUGGCGGCGGCAGCAGCAGCAGCAGCAGUGUCGGGAAGCGGUGGCUGCAUUCGUUGGAUCACUACCGGCGCUUAAAAGAUGAGGACCCCAUCAUUCCCUUCAGCGAGGGGCCCAUCAUCUCCAAGUGGGGGGCCAUAUCCAGGGCGUCACGCACGGGCUACCACACCACCGACCCGGUUCAAGCCACGGCCUGCCAGAGAAGCUCCAGCACCACACCCAUCAACUUUAAAGAUUAUAACCCACACUUGGAUCACAGUGACUACAGGUGGGGCUCCAGAGGAUCAGACUCUUCCAGCCACUCCAGUUUCCUCGAAAGUGAGCAGCUUUGUGCAUCGGAGCUUCACGGCCGGCGAACCUCGAUAAGCAGUGGAGAGAGAAUCGUGACCUGUAAUCUGCAGGCGCAUCACGCCGUCUACAGCCAGGACCGGGAGCGAGCCGAGAGCGAGCCGGACCCGGGCCGAGACAUUGAGCUGGAACUGUGCGCUCUGGACAUGGAGGAUUCAGACCCCCAGGAGAGAAGGUCUCAGGAGUCUUUAGACCUGAUUACUUCUCCGUCUCAGGAUGCUUCCCACCUCCUGCCGCCUCCCUGCUCCUCUCCCCUCCUCUCAUCCCCUGUGAAGGAACGCCCCCGAACAGAGGGUACUUUGACAGAAAAGAUGGAUGCUCACCUGCUGAAAAAGAUGGCCUUCAGAAAGUCUCUGUCUCCCGGCGGGUUGGUCUCGAGGGGUCUUGGCGUCGGCAAGCUGGUGCUGCGGACCGGACCCUCUCGACUGGGGGACCCUUCCACGCCCGGCACAGAGAUGCUGCUGAAUGGAAGCUAAAGGGACACAAAGUCAGACAGUGCGACACGUGCUACGUUGGCGCUGAGCUGCCAGCACACAAACAGAUCCUGUUUGAAGGCAGUUCCAUUGAAUUCCAGCCUUCAUAUAUGUAAAUCGUAUGCCUAAAUAAAACCUGACAGAUACAGCUCGGCAGUCUGUGACAGGCCCGCGAGACUCCAGAGAAAAUCCACUGUCCUGUCUGCUAAGUGCUAAUUUUUACUAGUGUAUUUACCACAGAGAAUUUAGUGGAAUCACUGUUAAUGCUUAAUAAGGUCCACGAUCAGUUCACCCUCACAGACGCUGAACUUGUUUGUUAAAAACUGGAGAUCUCUUAGCAUCUUUACUCCUUUAUUGAGGUUUACACAUUAUCCAGUUUGUUGUGGACAUGUGGAAGUUUCUUAAGGCCACUUUUUCAGUUUACUUUAGGAUUUCUUUGCUAAAACACUGGUUUAUAAUCAAACCCCAGAUAACUAUCCAAGCUAAAUAUUAUACAAACUUGGCAUUAUUCCUCCCUUUUUGUGGACUCAUGGACAUGUAACACAUUUUUCUCCAUAUCUCGUAACAUGUUAAUGAAUUUGUUUAGGCCGCUGGUUUCGUUUAAAGGCUUCGUUGUGUUGCUGCGUAACAUUUACAUAACUAUUUCCUGAAAAAGAGAGAUAAGCGCAAUAAUACUGAAAACAAAACUGGACCGGCCGCUCAAACCCUCCAAUAAAAUAGAACGAAAAUUUGCAGACAACAGAAGUUUCCACUGUGGCGACAGUGAAACAAGCCUCUGUCUUUUGUGAGUCAUAUGAUCUUUUAAACGUUGACCUCCAAAUUCCCCUUGACUGUCACGAGAUCACAGAGCACAACGACACAGUCAUAAAGAGAAUUUGUUAAUGAUCAUUGAUCAGUGAAAGUCACGAGGGAGCAAAGUAAAGAUGUAGUUUUUUUUUUAUAUCCUUAUUUAUUAUUAACCCUCAACAUAUUCCCUUAGUUCACUCAUGUCGCGUAACUAAAGAACACAAAGCAAUUCUUGUUUUGACGUAGCUGCAUUUUGUCUAAUUUAGUCGAUUUCUCUGCACGCCACAUUAACUCACAGUCAACCUCUCUCUUGUACACAUAAAAUACAUGUGUGCUCACUCCUUCAUGCACACACAUACAUGCAAUACAGUGGCCUUCCUGUCCCUGGCGUUGUAUAAAACUCAACAUUGGGCUCUUCAUAUUCUCCUUUCAGAGGCGUGAUCUCAGAAAAUGACCACUGGAUGUCACAUUUCUAUUUGCCCACAGCUUUUUUCAUCCCAUUUACACACUUAAAAAAAUUCAAUGGUCGUGUAUGAUUUUUCAAGCCGAAGCAAACGUGAGGGACGCCAUUUCAUUUAGCGUUUCUUCGUGGUGGUAAAGUUUUUGUUUUAUUUUGUUUUAGGCGUUGCUAACUUCCGUGAAGUUGUCCGAUCUUUGUUACUGUCGUUCGUCAAGUUUCUAAUUCACAACAAACUGAUCACGUCGUCUCGUGUUCCUCUGCGUCCGCUCGUAAUCAGAUGUGCACCUUAAACCACCAAAGUCUAGUUCACUGUAACAUUGUGCGGUAUGCGUGAUUUCCAUACAGACCAGCCUUGCCUCGCUCCCCUUUUUUAUAAAUAUGAGGCGUCUUGUUGCAUUUGCCCAUCUUAUAUAUUUAUAUACUGGAUUCAUGGACUGGAGACUCCGCUGAGUUUGUUUCCACCUCUUCUAAAUCUUAUGAGAUUUGUCUAGAAACAAAUCUCUGUAUCUUUCAAGUUCCCUCUUCGAUUUCCUCUCACCUCAGCUUCCGUACCUUCUCAAAAUUUUCAUCGUGAGAGGCCAAGCCCUUCAAGUUAUAUCUUUAAUCCAGUUUUAGAGGAUGGCAGAAUGGCUGUACAUCUGAGGAAAGGUUUUGUGACCUUUGGUGGAAGGAUUCUGUCUUAGCUCCCACCCGACUGCUGAGACAAGCGAGUGAAGAAAGUGAAUAACGGGACUGAACGAUCCAGUCUGACUUGAUGUGACGAUGCUUAUUUGCCGUGUUCAUUUCUGACCACAAAAAGGCGAGAGCUGCCGCGGGGAUUCAGCCGCUCCUAUCCACAAAGAUAAGCCUCAGCUAAACUGUCGCUCUGCAUCUGUUUACAAUUUCCCCUUUGAGGUCAUGUAAGUGCCAUGUUAUGUACAGUAUAGUACAGUACAAUCAAUCCCUGCAAUCUCUCCUGUUGCUUUUCAUAUUGCUCGGCUGGGGCGAGGAGGUGGGGGAGGCCGAGUCAAGCUGAGGAAUGAUUGAUACUCCUCUCGCAGUUCCGAUUUUUCUCCAUUAGAGGAGGCUACAUCCUCGUCUGUGCGAGUCGCUCAGGGAAGACUUCAGUUGCUCAGCUGGUAUUUUGUCUUAUAUUCAUCACUUCAAAUAUUCAGUGGUGGUAUUUAGCGACGGAUCCUUUCGUCCCCGAAGCAUAAAUGAGUCAAAGUGUUACCGCUGAUAAAAUUGUUUGCCAGUGUUUGCUUUUGCCUCUUAGUAUCAAUAUUGGCUUUGCUAUACUUGCUCUCAUGGGAAAGGGCUGGGCACUGCUGUAUGUAAAGAAAACAGUAUUGCGAGUACUGGUGAUACUCAGUGUUUCCUGCUGUAGUGGCUAAAACUGCACUGCACUGAUCUCCACUCCAUCACUGCCAACAGGUGCACUCUGCCCCCCACUUUCCUUUUUUUACCCCGUCCCUGCAUCCGGCCUCAUGCAUGCGAUAUAGUCCCUCUUGUGAUGGCGGAUGAGUACUGAUGAUUCUGUAGUUGUGAUACAACACACCCAGCGCUGUAAGAAUUCUGCACAUGCCCACUGUGUGGCCACGUCAAGUGCUGAAGUUUGCUUGCGGCAUUUUACUCGUUUGCUCAUGAAACUGAAGUAUUGUUUAAUAGAGAUUAUAUUGUUAUUACUAUGAUUAUUGUACCACAUUUGGUUGUUGCUGUGGUAUUUUUUUUCUUUCCUUUUUAGUAUAUUCUAAGUCUUUGCUUCUUUGUUUUGGAUAUUGAGAAUUUGCUAAAAAGAAAAAAACUAUGAAAUUUUUUAUUAGACAAGAAAGUGUCUCAUCAAUCUAUAUUAUAUGGAGAAAAAGUAAAAAGCUUGUUUGUUGAUCGUGAAACUUAUGAUGAACUGAUGUUUUCUGACUAUUCAUGUCUGUAUUAGACAUUUUAUUUGCGAAUCUAUUGUUCGAUUGAAAUGUAAAUGAACUAUUAAGAGAUGGUACACAUCUGUCAUUGUAUACAGUCUGGCACCAUCAUUAGAUGGACUUAAAUAGUAUAGACGCUCAUUUAUACAACCUGUGAUAAUCAUCUAUAUUUAAAUGUUUAAGUCAUUGGGGCAGCUGUGUAAUGUUUCAGAAUGAGGAGAAUAAAAAUCCUUGAAGAGACAGCAUAUCUAAAAUGUCCCCAUAUUGAAUAAUACUGUUACGUAUUCCAUUUAUUUCCUUGGAAAUAUCACAUUGUGAAAGGUUUCCCUUUUACUUAACUGUACGGUAAUUCAGGACUGGAGUAGGUCUAACCUAUGGUGAUGACGAUUUAUUGUACGUGUUAUUGACGAUUGAUGAAACUGUUUGAGUAUCGUUUGACUGACUGAUUCUUCUGUGCAUUUUCUGGCUCGUUCACUUGUAUGACACUGACGUAGACAGACAGCUUGGCCAAGCAGCGUUCUGCUUCUCUGUUGCACUGAGAGAUGGAUUUACAAAAAGCAGGAUUUUUUGGCACAUGGAAUUUGCAUGCUACAAUAAACCGAGAACAAAUAA
This is a messenger RNA of Hippoglossus stenolepis (Pacific halibut), 7588 nucleotides long. RefSeq names its product ring finger and CCCH-type domains 2 (gene rc3h2). The transcript has 20 exons. NCBI's taxonomy places the organism in Eukaryota, Metazoa, Chordata, Actinopteri, Pleuronectiformes, Pleuronectidae. Bases 362 to 3835 code for a protein of 1157 amino acids. Gene Ontology annotation, molecular function: metal ion binding. The record is from RefSeq and is a predicted model, not a curated record.